AUGAGAACUACUACCAUUAACAAGCCAUUUAUCGACCCUUCUUGUGACCUAAGUGAGGGUAUCACUUACGAUGCCAGAAACCACUCGUUAUCAUGGAUAGAUAUUAACAGAGGUUACAUUUAUCGAACGCUACUCGACUCGCACGACGAACCGGAUGGAAUAAAGUCUUAUAAGAUCGACGAGAACAUAGGCUUGAUGGGAUUAACUAACGACGUCAAUAAAGUCAUAGUGGGUGUCUCCAAGACUAUCGACGUGUUUGAUUUCAGUAAAGGGGCCAUUGUCCACAACUUGGCCAGGUUUCCAAACGGCAACGUUGCAUCCAAUGGCUGGCAGUUGAGGUCGAAUGAUGGCUGUGUGGACGAAAAGGGUAACUUCUGGGUAGGUACUAUGUGUGAUGGUUCUUGUCCUGAAGUGAAGGAUGUAGGAACCCUUUACAGGCUCAACAAAGAUACUCUAAAACUUGAAAUUGUGAUGAAAAAUGUUGGUAUUCCAAACGGACUCGAGUGGCAUGACGGCUACAUGUAUUGGGCAAGUUCCAUGGAACAUAUCAUUUACAAAUUCAAGAUGAACAACAGUACUGGUCUCCCUGAUUUGGCUAGCAAGCAACCUUUUGUAAAUAUGGCCGAUGCUUUCAAGAAUCACAGCAAUAAAUCUUACACUUUAGGAGAACCGGACGGAUUUUCCAUGGAUACUGAAGGAAACAUCUAUUCUGCUGUUUGGGGAACCAAUAGAGUCAUCAAGAUCAACAGUGACGGCAAAGUGGUUGAAGAAUUCGUGUUCCCAGCUAAGAGAAUUAGCUGUACUACGAUUGGAGGUUCCAAGAUGAACACAAUGUAUGUGACAAGUGGAGCAGACCACGAUUCAGAUGCAUCUCCAGAUGAUCAGGGCAGUAAAAUCUUCAGAGUUCAAUUGGACGAUCAAAUUAAAGGUAUAGAAAAGAGAAGAUGGCAAGGUCCAUUGAAUUGA
Messenger RNA from Brettanomyces nanus, 966 nucleotides. RefSeq lists its product as uncharacterized. The coding region runs from base 1 to 966 and encodes 321 amino acids. NCBI's taxonomy places the organism in Eukaryota, Fungi, Ascomycota, Pichiomycetes, Pichiales, Pichiaceae. The record is from RefSeq and is a predicted model, not a curated record. The transcript is spliced from 2 exons. Gene Ontology annotation, molecular function: gluconolactonase activity; calcium ion binding. Gene Ontology annotation, biological process: L-ascorbic acid biosynthetic process.